This is a messenger RNA of Thermothielavioides terrestris NRRL 8126, 2124 nucleotides long. RefSeq lists its product as uncharacterized. The coding region runs from base 551 to 1918 and encodes 455 amino acids. The transcript has 2 exons. The record is from RefSeq and is a predicted model, not a curated record. Lineage: Eukaryota; Fungi; Ascomycota; Sordariomycetes; Sordariales; Chaetomiaceae.
GAGCGUGCAGAGCCCCGCUUUUUCCCCUGCGGUCGCGCCAGCCAUGCAUGAGUGUGCUUGGUCACCUGCACACAGUACUGUCAUCUGCCUGGCAAAAUGCAUCAAGCGCUCCAUCUGUUUGCCAUUGGAUCCUAAGCAAAUGAUGAUUGACUUGAAGCGGCGAUUAUGGGUUGCCAUGCGGCAGUAAUGGGCGUCAGCCGUGUAGAACGUUGCCGGUGACUCAGAGCCUUGCCGGGGCCGAUGGGAAGCAUCCCACUUCCGACGACAGCACCUGCCUCGGGGCAGGUAUUUCAUACCUUCAUCGUGUUCUCCCCAAGAACUAAACGGCCUUUUCACAUCCAAUCUUGGGUAUGCAAACGGCCAGCAGACAGUGCGAGAGCCCGCGGCCAACCACACAGCCUCACGCAUUUCCUCGCCCAUCGGUAUAUAUUGUGAAAUCACCUCUCCCAUUCGAAAUGAUCCAUUGCCCGCCUCCAGCUUUAUCACUAGGCUCCCAGCCUCUGCGCCUUGCUUCUCCUCCGCUCCUUCGUCCGCGGCAUCGUCUUUCACCAUGGGCGGCUCGGCCUUCUCUUCCUUGCCAAACGCUCCCUAUACCCCUCGCAUGCCCCCAGAUGUAUAUCGGCGGGUGACGACCGCCUGCCAUGCCACGCUCCGUCAACUCUUCGUCUGCGUGGCCACACCCAUUGAGGGACCGGGAAAGACCGAUCACGGCGAUGUUGAUGUUCUUGUUGCUCUCGAGAGGCGUGUGGUAUUCCCAACGACGCCCGACGACGUUGUGCCAAGGACUCCUCAUGAUCUGAUGGCAGCCAUCAGAACCCUUCUUGGUGCCGAAUACGCCGUCGUCCACCCCAGGGGUGAGUCGGCCAAUCUGGCGAUUCCUUGGCCUCGGGACAUGGAUGAUCAAGUAUCGCCUUGUGGUGGGGGGCCAGGCGCUGGCGAAGCCACCGGCGACCACGGAGCACCCCCUCGACAGAAGUACAUCCAGGUGGAUGUCCGCAUCUGUUCGGAUCUGGACCAGCUCUACUGGACUCUCUUCAAGCAUGCCCAUGGCGAUCUUUGGAACCUGCUUGGAAGCACUAUCCGGCCCUUGGGUCUCACAGUCGACGAGGAAGCGCUCUGGCUGCGGAUACCCGAGAUCGAGGCGCUCGACCGCAAGAAAGCUAAAGUGUGCCUCACCCGGGAUCCUGUCGAGGUCCUGCAUUUUCUGGGCCUGAAAGUCGAAGGCUUCUGGGACGAGCCGUUCGCGUCCGUGGACGCCCUUUUCGACUAUGCGACGACCUGCCGCUUCUUCUGGGUUCGGGAGACCCCGGAGGAUGAUGCGGAAUGUGACGCACCCGGGGUCGGCGUCGUUGGCGGAGAACAAGGCCGUGGCAGGCUCAAAGCCAACGAGCGCCGACGACUGAAAGGCCGUCCAGUGUACCGGCGAUGGAUCAACGAAUUCAUCCCUAGCCUUCGUGCCCAGGGCAAGUUCAUUCCCAAAGGCCCCGACACCUCCAUCGAGGAGGCGCGCGCCGCGCUUCGGGACGAGGCCUUUUCCCGCUUUUUUGUCGAGCCGGAAUACAGGCAGCGACUGAGAGACUGGCAGCUGAAGAGGGACAACGAGCAGGUGAAGUCCCUGAUCAAGGAGUUGGUUCCGGGCGCGCUGGAGCCGCAGUACAGGGCGUGUUUGGUGUCGGCAAUGAGGAGGAUAAUCAUGGAAGAUGACGCAACUUUCGGCGUUACUCCCCCCAACUCCAGAGGUGCGGAUGGGUUCUACGACACGGAAACUAUCCGCAACUUUGUUCAAGACAACUGGGAGCUGGUGGGAGGGGCUGCAUGGGCGAAGCAGCAACAGAGGGCUCAACUAGCCAUGCAGCUGAAGGCUUGUGGUCGCAAGAGAGGAGCGGAGACCGGUGAGCUGGACGGAAAACAACUGUAGACAAGGAAUGGACACGUUGAUGGCCCAGUGGCUUGCUGGCAGCGCAACUAAGCCCCGUAGAAGACGACUCCCCGGAGACAUAUUCCGUUAGGUAACAACCUGGAAGGGAUCCACCUCAGGGCAAGUAUAUUGGCAAGGCAAGGUAUCUUUUCGGCAACGAGAAAACCCCCUCUCCCACACUGGCCGCUAAGUUUGGACUUCUCAAC